This is a messenger RNA of Suillus fuscotomentosus, 3165 nucleotides long. RefSeq lists its product as uncharacterized. Lineage: Eukaryota; Fungi; Basidiomycota; Agaricomycetes; Boletales; Suillaceae. Bases 1 to 3165 code for a protein of 1054 amino acids. The record is from RefSeq and is a predicted model, not a curated record. The transcript has 9 exons.
AUGGCACGUCGCAACCACGACACAUCUAGAGAUGAGGAGACACUCACUGUGGAUGAGUUGCGCGCAUUGAUGAACAAGCGCCCUGUGCAGGCGAAGGAGCGAACGACCAACCCGGCGCAAAACACUCAGAGGAUGGACGCGGUGCUCGCGAAGUGUAGGAUCGGUGUGGCUUACAUUGAUAUACUCAAAAUCAAGAACUCGUUGGUAUUCGGCAAAUAUAACGAUCGGCCGCAGGAGCCCAGGGAAGUGAACAAGCUUCUUGCGUCGUUUAAGAAGGACGGAAUUCUGGCGAUGCGAGAUGCGACAGCGAUACCGAUUAUGCUGUCAGGCGCCCGCGUGAAGACUGGGUUGAGCCUCGCAGUCAACUUCGACAUCCCAAAUGCUGUGCCGCAAUUACAAUUGAAGGACGUCAACGACAUUGUCGUAGCGUCGGGACAACAUCGCAUUGCUGCGUUGAAGAGAUAUUUCGAGAUCGUCACUGGAGAGAUGAUGCAUAUUGAGGAACUCUGCGACGAUAUAGCUGCUGUGGAGAAUCUGAGUCCUGAACACCUCACCGAGUUCAACAGGCUUCGCGACCAACUGGAUGAGCUGCAGGGGAUAAUAAUUCUAAUGGGAAAAUGGGGCAUCAUCGUAUAUGACAAAGACAGCGUGUUAGCGGAUGGCGACAUGUUGGCAGACCACUUGUGUCGAAACAAAUCCUUGCCCGAGUACAAGGAGACCGCAGAAGAAGUGUUGAGCAAGAUCUUGCGAUCGGUGAGAAAAGCUUACAACGAUGCUCCUGAGCAUGAGCGAGUUGCGACAGCACUGCAUGAGCUGUGGAUUCAGCGUGAUAAUACCGAGCGGCAGAAGAAUGCACGGUUGACGAAAGUCCUGAGCUACGACCUGCUGAUUUUAGCGCUCGCACUGCAUCUCCUGCCGUUGGGAUCACACUUUCACCGUCGCAAGGAGUUCCAGAUCACCUGGUUAAGCAACUCAAUUGAUGUAGUCAUGGGGAUGUUUAUUCAAUUUAUUAUGUUCCACAGUCACAUCCUGAAUUUGCUUGCAUCGAGCGAUGACUUCCCGGACUACGCAACAGUGAAUAACAUGAUCUCUGUAGCAUCCAGUCAUGGGACGGGCCGCAACGCUUCGAUCGAGCAACUUGCAGCGUGGCGCGCGCAGAUAUACAACAGCAAGGCUAAUACUGAAGUUACCAUUUUUAACGAUGUGUUCGAGGAUGUGUCCAUUUUCGUUCAAGAGGAGUUUCGUAAUAUUCCUCUAAAGAAUGUUGGAACCAAGGACCCCCAGUACGUCAACAGCCUGGACAAUUACUCGCACUUCCUAGUCAGCAAGUUGCGCUCAAAGUGGCACCUUGCGACAACAAAGUCCUCACAAUGGAAUGCCAUUACUAGGUUUCACGAUAAGGUUGUGGCAAGGAUCGCCGUGUGGCUGACGCCUGAGGAUUUCAUGCAAGAGGCCCCGUUACCGCUGUUGUGCGGUCACCUCCUCGAUAUCGCGUGGACUAGUCUAAUGUCGAACAUCGCUGCGUUUGAGGAGGUCAGCGGAUGGUUCGAGCCUUUGCUGCUGCACUAUCGAAUGUUCCAUCGCAACAGCCAUGCAAUGGAUGACAAGUCCCAGGUAAUGUUCACGAACCUUCGCAAUGAAUCUAGGAUAAGCGAGCGCGAGACAAUCGAAGAGGCGGUGUUUACUUGCUUGUGGGCACUCCGCGGGACGCUGGUCCUGCGGCUGCAGAACAAUUUGACGACAAUGUCAGCUCACAAGAGCAAAAGAAAACCGUUUAAAGACCGAAAGGAGGUUAACGAAGCGUUCGCACAGCUAGGGUCCGAUGCGCAGGACAAUCUGCAGAAGUUGCAUACGUUGAUGUUGGCAAGGAAGGGACGAGGACGGGAUCUAACCUCUGAGCCGCAGGAUGUCCCUGGAAUUCUUGCCAUGCAUGUCACGAGCUGGGACUGGCAUACUCGCAUAUCAAAAAAUGGCAAGCGGGACGCAGAGCCACUGAUCAAGGCAGUACUGCUUGAUCUUGUCAAGAUUCGCAAAAGACGCGAGGGCCUAUUUAAAGAUCCGAUGGUUGCAGGUCUUCGCACAAUCCUGGAGGGGGUGAUUGCCAAGCACACAAGAGCAGUUAAUACGUCUGAGGAGAGCGGCCAGAUCGUCAAGCGUAAGAGGUGGUUAUGGUACGACGGGGCUAAGAUUCCGCCAAAUGUCACUCCUACAGUGGAGACUGUGCUCACUGCGGACUGUCACGCGAUACAUGCAUGCAUGCAGAGUUGCCAGGACAUGGAGGGGAAUGAUCGCGCUGCUAUCAUGAAGCUAGUCGAGUAUGUCGAACACAUGUCAAUUGCAAAGGCGACAUCGACCCAUAGUCUGGCAGCAGUGAAUGUCGUUCGAGGGCUCAAGAAGCUCAUACACGAACUGGAGAUCAAUAGUACUCGUCUCCGCACACGAGCACUAGAGAGCGACGAUAGUUUCACUUAUGACAUCAUGGACACUGUUGAUGUCAAAAUAGCUCUGACGCAAGGUUUGGAGGAUGAGAACACGAAUGCAAACGAAUCACCUGUGGCCGAACCGAAGCGCGAUGGACAACCCCGGAACUUGACAGCGACCAUGAUCGAAAAUAAUGACAGACACCCCGGGAGCCAGACCACAUUUUCGGGAUCUGGGCGGCCGAAACCUCGUCCCAUAGCGCAUCGCAAGAAUAAUGAUAAUACGACCACACGUACUGACUCACACGAUAUGGUAAUGGAUGCCUUCCGAUCGACUGAAUCAUCCCCGCGGCCACAGAGCAAGGGAAAAGAAAGAGCUAUAAUAUCCCCUAAUGGUGAUCGCUUUCAAGCGUUUGGGGAAGGUGACGUAUCUGCUGAUCAAACAGCAGCAGGGGAGCCUGCGGAGCUCGAGCCUCAAAUAGGCAGACUUACGUUUGACGACAAUCCAGUUGAUACUUUUUCCGCCAGUGAAACGGCAGCAGGCGCGGCUACACAAGGCGAGACAGGUGAGGAUGGGGGCAAUGCAGUCAGCAGAGAUGACGCGAAUAGAAUGUUCCCGGUCGCAGCACCGCGGCAAGAACCUUGUCAAAAUAUCGAUAACGACGUCAUUAUUCCUUUCGCGGGUACAACGAACAUCCAAUCCAUCGAUCAGACUGACCGAAGUAGUGCACCAAUUGAUUGCUAG